Molecule: messenger RNA, 5466 nt
Organism: Pimephales promelas (fathead minnow)
Lineage: Eukaryota; Metazoa; Chordata; Actinopteri; Cypriniformes; Leuciscidae
Gene: synpo2lb
Product: synaptopodin 2-like b
Biological process (GO): positive regulation of actin filament bundle assembly
Cellular component (GO): Z disc; actin cytoskeleton; nucleus
Molecular function (GO): actin binding
Source: RefSeq, a predicted model, not a curated record
CAGCACGGGACUGCAGCGCGAGACUACAGCUUGCCGUCUAAAAGACUAUUUAGGACUGACAGAAGCUCGGCUGGCAGUCUGGGCCACGGAGGAAGACUGAACAUCCAGGGAUGGGUCGAGACUAAUGAUAGAAACCAAGAAACAUUACAAAGUAAGAAAAAUGGUUGCAGAGGAGGUAGUGGUGACCCUCUCAGGAGGUGCACCGUGGGGUUUCCGAUUACAAGGAGGAGCUGAGCACCAGAAUCCCCUCCAAGUGGCAAAGGUGAGGAAGCGCAGUAAGGCCUGUAGGGCUGGGCUCAGAGAGACUGAUGAGCUGGUGUCAAUCAAUGAUGUGUCCUGUGGAACACUAUCUCAUGCCGAGGCUAUGAAUCUGAUUGAUAGUGGCAGAGGAACCCUCCAUCUGCGAAUCAAAAGAUCGGGGGCCCCAGCUGCAUAUCAGUCAGUGGUGCUUCUGGGUCGGGCCCCCUCUCCCCGCAUUGAUAAGGAGUUCCGGGCAGCCUUUAGUGCACUGUCCCCGCCACUUACCUCUAAACCACCCGGUGUCAACCGAGCAUCGCUCAUGUCCCCCACCGGCGGCCUAGAGUGGCUUCGGUCCCCUCCAGACAGUGAAGCUUACUACGGCGAGACAGACAGCGACGCAGAUGUGGCGGCUCAAGAGAGGCAGCGUAGACAGAAACGACGAAGCCCCAGUAGCUCUCCUGCCAAGAGCCCCGGCCAAGCCUCACCCCAAGAGGAGGAGACUUCGGAAAUGAGUGGCUAUGAGAGCGCCCAGGACAUCUGCAUGUACCCUCAAACACAGAGCUGGCCUGUAUCUGAUCUAGAGGGAACGGGGACUCAGCAACAGCACGUAAUGCCUGGGGUGGCACGCAGAGAGGUGGUCUACCAGUCCUCGCAGCCUGAAUGGUCACACCAGGCUGAAAAUUCCUCUGAGAAUUCAGACCAAAGUCCAUCAGGAGCUGCUGAAGUGGACAGUGGUUUCCAGGAGCCUCCCACUAUCCCACCUCCACUUGUUUCUCCAGAGAGGGCAAAAGAGGCUCUCAUGCUUGCUUCUCACAGACAGAUGGUACCCAUGGUCGGUCCUGUGGACAACCCAGUGGAUGAAGAACUCACUGUCACGUACAUGGACAAGGCCAGGCAAGCUAAGCUACACAGAGGUGAGAGUUCACAAGAUAAGCAGGUGAAGGAGGCCCGAUCCAGGUGCCGCACCAUUGCAUCACUCUUGACGGAUGCUCCUAACCCUCACUCUAAAGGUGUGCUUAUGUUCAAAAAGCGACGGCAGCGCGCCAAGAAGUAUACUCUCACAUGCUUUGGCAGUGUAGACGGAGAAAGCAACAGUAACACAGAGGGAGAAACUGAAGACGAAAGCCUGUUUCCUGGGAGUGAAUCUGAGAUCGAUGAGGAUGGUUUUUCUGCUGCACCAGACCCUACCUGGGAUAGCGGUUACCUGGACGUUCUAGACAGGAGAACUUCAGCGUGUAUUGUGCCUGACGGAGAAGCAGAGGUAAGCCCGGGCCUAAACGCCACAUCAGGAAAAGGGGCCCAGCUUUUUGAACAACAGAGAAAAAGGGCAGAAGAACAUAUGUCAAACCUGGUUACACCCACUGCCUUCUCCAUGCCACAGCAUCAGGGAGACUCAACCCUAACGUAUACCCCAGUUACUCCAGUCACACCCCUAUUCUCUCAUAGUACAAGUAUGGUGAACGGGGAACCUUUGGUGGUGAGCAGGACAAGUGUUGUGUUGUCAUCACCAGUCCAGACACCCAUGCCAUCAAUGGCAGGAGCAUUACCAGAGCAAGCAGACUCAUCGGCUGCCAACUCAGUGCACAACAGAACUGCCAGGCCAUUUGCCCCGGGCUGUGUGAGCCAUCGAGCAGCAACUGCUCCAGUAGUCUUCAGGCCAAGCUCUGCAAAAAAGGCUGGAUCAACUGUUGCAACUAUGCCAACUCCCUUGUCCCCUGCUGGCUCAGAAGGGAAGAAAGCCAUCUCUACGACAUCACUGUAUAUCCCUGCCAGACCGGCCACCUACAAUGGCCCUUCCUCUGUGCUCUCUCCAUCCUCAAUCAUUUCAAAUCCAUUUUCUCCUCCCCCUUCAAACGCUCCACUCUACUCCCCAACUUAUUCCAGCACCUCUGCCCCCUUUUCUCCAACAUCUUCUCAUGUAACAUCUUUGAGAUCACCUUCUGGUAUAUCUCAGCCUUACUCUCCACCUCAAACACAAGCAAUGCAUCUCAGUCCUCCGUACCACAAGGUUUCUGCUCAAUAUCAGCCACCUCCACCGGGUCACAUGCCAGCACAGCCUUUCUCUCCCCCCACAAAUGUCCCAGGUAUUCCCAAUGUCCCUGCCCCAGCCCCUUCCCAUGCCUAUGCUCCUGAAGCAUCAAAUGUGCAAUCUUCCCCAGCCCACAAAGUCUCCUUUAACCCAUACAUCUCUGUGGCAUCAUCUACACCAGAAACACCAAAUGCACCAGUUGCCCAGCAAUAUCCUCUCUUCUCCAACUCCACAGAUGGGAUGACUUCUCGAGAGCAGCGGGUCUCAGUCCCCGUUGGUCGCACUGGCAUCCUGCAGGAGGCUUGUCGUCGUGGCAACAAGAAACCAAUGUUCAAUGCUCAAGAGGAGAAGAAGGCUCCAUCUUAUAACCCUGAACUACUGUCUCUAGUGCAGAACUUGGAUGACAGGUCCCGUUCGGGUGUAGAGGCUGGAUUUGAGUCUGGCCCUGAGGAGGAUUUCCUCAAUCUGGGUGCAGAGGCUUGUAACUUCAUGCAGGCACAGAAAUACAAGCCACCACCAGUGGCUCCUAAACCUGCUCCUUCAGCUCCUGAGAUGCCACAGAUGCAAGGUAAAGGUGCAGAGCUGUUUGCACGCAGGCAAAGUCGCAUGGACCGAUAUGUGGUGGAUAAACAGCCCAAAUCUCCAGCACAGCCUCGUGAUCCGUCACCCUCACCCUCCCUCCCAGGUCACUGGAAAUACUCUCCAAACAUCCGAGCCCCGCCACCCAUUAAUUAUAAUCCACUGCUGUCACCUUCUUGCCCUCCAGUUGCCCAGCGUGGUACAAAGGCUAAUGAUGCUACUAAAGUUGGAGUUAAAACAGUGCCUGGCCAUCACAAACAGGGUAUAAAGGCUCUAGACUUUGUGAGCAGGCAGCCAUACCAGCUCAACUCCUCUUUGUUCAGUUAUGGAGGUGGAGACCUUCAAAACACUGCCAUUCAUCAGCAGCAGCAGAAUGGUGUUGGAAUCACAGGUAAUUCCCUUAACCCACCAAAGCAGGUCCCUGUUAAAGCAAGCCGUGUGUAUGAAAUCAAACGUUUCUCCACGCCUACUCCCAUGUCUGCACCAACAUCCCUGACCCCUACUGUAAUCGCCCCUCGCUCUGCCACAACUCUCGGUGAGCCAAUGUGGCGCAGUGAUGUCACUUCCCCACCUCCAAUUGCUCCACGACCUGCGGCACCAUUCUCGCCACCUCCUCCUGCCCCUACAGCAGCCCUGCCUGCUCUCCCCAAAAUAUCUACUGCCCCUGUGCCCAAUUCACUGCCCAUCCCACAACCCACUUCUGGUCAAGCCUACACCCAAUUCCAGGCAGCCAAGCAGUUUAAGAGUGCCCCUGACCUGAGUCCCUUGUCUGCCGGUGUGCGAUCCUCAGGGUCCGGGAGUAGCCAGAACCUGCGGGUACCCAGACCCCGCUUCAGUACAUCGAGCAUGGGUCUGCAACCAAACGUGUGGAGGCCUGGCUCAAUACUUUACUGAGAAUCCACUGUGACACUAAUUAUCACCCUGGGCAAGAGCGAGCUCUGUUCUGCUAAAUGAAUCGUUCGACAUCAGUUAUAUAACAAAAAAAAAGUCAGUCAGAGAUGUUUUUUUUUUUUUUUUGCAUGUUCACAAUUGUAGUAUUUCAGUCACUCCAGACAAGUACACAAUUAUUUUUAAAAUAGUGUUUGCAGCAACUUGUCUGUUUGUCUACAUCUCUAUAUGUACUGUAUUAUUCAGUUUUUUAGAAUGUUGAGAUAUUUAUGUACUGUGCACACUUUGAUUCAUUCAAUUAUUUUACACCAAAUGAACAUGUUUAACAAAUAGAAAGAAUUACACAGACACUAUUUGUGAGAGCAACUAAAUAAAAUAAUGGCAUUAAUAUCUAAUAUUGAUAAGUUUUGAUGUUAUGUACAAGGGGCCACAAGGAUGGAAUGAUGAAGGGUAAUUAAACUAUAUUUGACAGAAUCCUAUUGUAACAGAAGCGAAUGGACCGCAGAGUCAUUGACGAUUUGUGUACAAGUGUUAUAGAAUGUUCUAAGACAUGUUUUUUUCUCGAGUUGAAUCGGAGUCUUAGUGAAAGAAAUAAGCAAAGAAUGUGAGUGGCGGAGAUGAAAACGAUGAAAAAUCCUCAAGUGGAGAGAUGGUACAAAUCACCCCAUUGCACUUGCUCUUGAAUUGGUAUCUCAUCUGGCCUCUGCCAUGCCCUUUACUUCUGAUGUUAUCCAUCCUUUAUCAUAUCUUGAGGUUGGACUGCAGGCCUGUGUUUGUGUGGACUCUAUUGCACAAAGCCUUUGCUUCUUGUUUGAUGAGGAUCAGUAUGAAUGCUUGUUGAUGCAUGUGCUCAUUUCCUCAUAAUGCUGCAUAUCAUAGGCCAUGAUUUGGACUGUGCAUUUUCAAAAGCAUGUGAACUUUCCAACGGGGAAUUGUGCUGGGGCUUUUUCAUAUGACAGCUGAAAAAAGUACACUAUGACAAAUUCUGCAAACGCUGAUUUAUCUUUAAAACAUAUAAUGUGAAUGUGACAUUGACCACUUCGCCUGCUGCUUGCUCUUAUGCUUUUUCCGAACAGGUAUGACAUCCAUUUCAAUCACUUGUGUGAGCUGUUUAACAGCAUUUGUGAAAUUGCACAUGUCUUGAACUUUGCUUGCUUUGCUUUUUUUUUUUUUCUUUAUCAGAAAAGACCCAAUGGCCUUGAUGUAAUGGAACAGCAUGGAAUGGUGGGUACCAUUUCUCUACUAAGGUUAGGAGGGUUGACUGAUGUAAAGCUAUUGCCUUUGGUCAUUUAAGUAUAAAGGUAAUGACACAAUGGCAAAUGGGAGGUAUGAAGCAAGAUAUAAAAAUUGAAAGCUAUAAUAGAGAGGAAACUGCCUUUUUGAUGUUCUGUUGUUAUAGGCUACACUCAAAUAUUGAUUUUCUUGUACUAAUAAGACUGUCAUAAUGUAUGUCAUGCUUCUACACAACAUUUUUAAAGCUUUAAUUUAGUAAAUAUAUUAUUUUGUUUUAAAUAUUAUGAAAACGUAAUUAUAUAAAAACAGUUACACUUGCUUUGAGUAAUUUGAAGUUUAUAGUGGAGUUAGGCCUAUGUGCAAUGCAAAUGUUAAAUGAGAGAAAAUGGAAAGUUUAAUGGACUUAUGGAUUCUUGGGCUCUAGGACUGGGAAUACACGAACGACUUUGUACGGUCUGAGUUAAUAUAAAGCAAGGAAAAUAAAUGUAGAAAUAUAA